UUGCCCGCCAUUGGAGUCUGUCGCGGUGAAGCUUGUCGAGUUGGCUGGGUAUUUGCCACGAGGCCACGGGAGGCCAAAGGUCGCGCCCAGGUUGAGGUCUGGGGCAUCGCCGACCCAGGAGACUGCGGCAGAGUCGGGAGACUGGGCCGCCGCGAGGCCGGCACAGCCAAGAGCAGCCACGAGAUGGCACAGGGCUGGGUGCAUGGCGGCUCGGGUCUGGGUUGCAGAGCUUGCCGUCGCGUCGAGAGCGCUGCCUCACGAAAGCGGCCAUGGAUGCUCAUCAGUGCCGGGCAUGGGCAUAUUUGUAUGCAGGCCAGGGACUGGCAUCUCGACUCGGUUGACGAUGGCCCGAGGAGCAGUCGAGGGCCCUGGCAUCGUCAGGGCAGCGGGCGGCAGUGUGGAAGCGGGCUGCAAUGUUACCCCAUGGAUCGAUCGCCAUGGGCAGGCGAGCUUGCGUGCUGCAGUGAGGUCUGGUCGCGACCCCGGUUUGUGCAUGGCGUCUUUUGAGGAGCACUCGGUGCAAAGGGUGCGAUGUGCCAAUGUCCACGAAUAGAAGGCCU
Molecule: messenger RNA, 560 nt
Organism: Microdochium trichocladiopsis
Lineage: Eukaryota; Fungi; Ascomycota; Sordariomycetes; Xylariales; Microdochiaceae
Exons: 1
Coding region: 203-553 (116 amino acids)
Source: RefSeq, a predicted model, not a curated record